AUGCAUAUUCGAGAGAAGCUGGCGCAGAACGAGGCCGCUGGGCAACCAGGGAUCUCGUUUGAGUUUUUCCCGCCCAAGACUGCCCAGGGUGUGCAGAACCUCUACGACCGCAUGGAUCGCAUGCACGGACUGGGCCCAUCGUUCGUCGAUGUCACUUGGGGAGCUGGUGGCCGCCUAUCGGAUCUGACGUGCGAGAUGGUUGGCGUGGCACAAACGGUCUAUGGGUUGGAGACGUGUAUGCAUCUGACAUGUACAGACAUGCCGCAAGAAAAGGUCGACCAAGCCCUCCAGGCUGCCUACAAGGCCGGUUGCACCAAUAUCCUGGCCCUCCGAGGUGACCCGCCACGAGAGAAGGAAACUUGGGAAGCUACGGAGGGAGGCUUUCGCUAUGCAAAGGAUCUGGUCAAGUACAUCCGAGAGAAGUACGGCAACCACUUCGACAUUGGUGUGGGUGGUUACCCGGAGGGUGCCGACGACAAUGCGGAUGUGGAUCAACUUAUCGAUCACUUGAAGGAGAAGGUGGAUGCCGGCAGCUCCUUCGUGAUCACACAGAUGUUCUAUGACGUGGACAACUUUAUCGAUUGGGUUAAGAAGUGUCGGGCCAAGGGCAUCAAUAUUCCAAUCAUUCCGGGUAUUAUGCCCAUCCAGACAUAUGCCUCGUUCAUUCGGCGGUCCAAUUGGACCAAGACUCGCGUGCCCCCGGAGUGGAUGGAGUCACUUGACCCUGUCAAGAAUGAUGAUGCUGCCGUUCGGGAUAUUGGGAAGCAUCUGAUCGCAGAGAUGUGCCGAAAGCUCAUGGCCUCCGGUAUCAACCACUUGCACUUUUAUACCAUGAACCUUGCACAGGCAACUCGGUUGGUCCUGGAAGAGCUUGGUCUCGCGCCAUCCGAGGAAUCUCCAAUCCAACGGGCUCUGCCAUGGCGGCCGUCGCUUGGAUUGAAUCGCAGAGAUGAAGAUGUGCGCCCAGUGUUCUGGCGGAACCGAAACUCGUCGUAUGUCGCACGUACGCAAACGUGGGAUGAAUACCCGAAUGGUCGCUGGACCGACUCCCGUUCACCUGCGUUUGGUGAGCUCGAUGCGUACGGCGUCGGUCUCAAGGGCACAAACGAGCAGAACAUCAAACUGUGGGGUCAACCGAAAUCGUUCAAGGAUCUGUCCGAUAUCCUCAUCCGUUUUCUGGAGGGCAAGCUGGAUCGCUUGCCCUGGAGCGACUCCCCGAUCACGGCGGAAGCAAAUGCCAUCAAGGAUAAGCUGCUCUCUUUGAACCGCAGGGGAUUCCUGACGAUCAACUCUCAGCCUGCGGUCGAUGGCGUCAAAUCCUCUCAUGCCAUCUUCGGCUGGGGCCCCAAGAACGGCUUUGUCUACCAAAAGGCGUACUUGGAGCUUAUGGUGCCCUCCUAUUUGAUCGAUGAACUGAUUGCGCGUAUCGACAAGAACGAGGAUCUCACAUAUCAUGCCAUUAGCAAGACUGGCGAGCUGAGAACCAACACGAUCGACAGUCCGAAUGCGUUGACCUGGGGUAUCUUUGCUGGGCGGGAAAUCAUCCAGCCGACUAUUGUCGAGACAAUCAGUUUCCUCGCCUGGAAAGACGAAGCUUACCAGCUGGGCGAGGACUGGGCCAAGUGCCACGAGGCCGGAAGCUCCAGUCGCAAACUGAUCCAGCAUGUGAUGGACGACUGGUACCUUGUCAACAUCGUCGACAAUGACUUCCACAGAAAUGAUGCUGUCUUCGAUCUCUUCGACAACCUGGAAGUCAAGGAUCUCAAUGUCGAAUUCCCUGGAAAACCAGAAUCAAACGGCACUGCUCAUCAAAACGGGGCACCUAAAAACUAA
This is a messenger RNA of Penicillium lagena, 1833 nucleotides long. RefSeq names its product methylenetetrahydrofolate reductase (NAD(P)H) MET13. Gene Ontology annotation, cellular component: cytosol. Gene Ontology annotation, biological process: tetrahydrofolate interconversion. The transcript is spliced from 2 exons. Bases 1 to 1833 code for a protein of 610 amino acids. The record is from RefSeq and is a predicted model, not a curated record. Gene Ontology annotation, molecular function: FAD binding; methylenetetrahydrofolate reductase [NAD(P)H] activity. NCBI's taxonomy places the organism in Eukaryota, Fungi, Ascomycota, Eurotiomycetes, Eurotiales, Aspergillaceae.